GGCCGGGGGGGGGGCGGAGGGGCCCCGCGUGAUGGGAGACGGAGAGGGAGGAGGAGAAGCCCGGGACUCAUGGGCAGGGAACACCCGCGAGAGUUCGCUGCUGAAGGCAGCAGCGAGGUAGAAGCUGGAGGCACCGACGUGGAAGAUGGUGGCGACGGGUACGGCUACGGUCACGGGCUGUCGGUGUCACGCCUGGCGUCUCGGCCCUCGUCCUCCUCCUCGACAAAGAAGAAGAAGAAGAAGAAGAAGACCGUUCCGCGUACCGGUCCGGACGUAACCGCCGUCUCCUCCUCCUCCUCCUCCUCCUCCGAGCUUCGCCACUCUGCUCCCGCCGGUGGGGCCACCGCCAGCGUCCACGGCACCCACGCCGGGGGUGUUGCAGCAGGGGGUGUCGGUGGCCGUGUCGGAUAUCGAAGUGGUCGAAGUCGUGAGGGCGACCGCCACCGCGCUUGGCCGCCGUCUGCCGCCGCUGCUGUUGGUUCCCCGGUCGUCGCCGCCCGCGACCGCUCUCUCGGUGGCGGCGGCCUUGACCGUACCGGCGGCGGUGAAGUCAGGAGCGCCGACCGCAGGGUUUCAUCUCCGAGGAGGCUGGCCGCGAGGCUCGGGGGUAGCGGUGGCUGUGGAACCAGGAGCACCGACCGUAGGGGUUCAUCUCCGCGGAACGCUGACCGUAGGGGUUCGUUCGCAAGGAGGCUUGCCGCAAGGCUCGGGGCUGAUGUUGGCGGCGAUGGCGGCGGUGUAACCAGGAGCGCCGAUCGCAGGGUUUCGUCGCCAAGGAGGCUGGCCGCAAGGCUCGGGGAGCUGGAGGCGAAGGUUGCGUCGUCCGGUGUGCGGGGCAGCAGCAGAGAAGAAGGGGGUGGGGGAGGGUUUUCUAGCUGCGGAGGCUUUUCGGACGGGGUGGGAGGGGGGGCUGAGAAUGGGACGGGGCGGAUGUCAGCCGCGGAGAACGAAGUUCAGAACACAGCUCUGCGGCACGCCUUCCUGCUGGAGGAGAGGGGUUUGCAGCUCGAGCGGGCGGAGGCUUUGCUGCGGCGAAAAGAGGAAGAAGAGGGCCUCCUGAAGCGGGAGCUGCACCGCCUGGGGGAGGCUUCGGUUGCGGACAGGGAUGCUUGGAGGCGUCUAGCGAAAGCCGAGGGAGAGAUAUCCUCGUUGCUCAAACGUUCGGAAGCUCUGGAGGAUCUCGCAAAGGACUGCCGGGUGGCUCUCGACAAGGUCUGUAUACCGCGUGAGAGGUCGCAGCACUCUCGAGAGUUGUAG
Molecule: messenger RNA, 1257 nt
Organism: Ectocarpus sp. CCAP 1310/34
Lineage: Eukaryota; Phaeophyceae; Ectocarpales; Ectocarpaceae
Source: the annotation of a GenBank genome assembly